Molecule: messenger RNA, 668 nt
Organism: Coffea arabica (coffee)
Lineage: Eukaryota; Viridiplantae; Streptophyta; Magnoliopsida; Gentianales; Rubiaceae
Biological process (GO): response to chitin; response to stress
Source: RefSeq, a predicted model, not a curated record
AUAUAUAUCAUUAGACCUACUCAGUUUCUUGAGCACAUAAAUUAGUACUACUAUACUAGAUGACCGUAAAGAGAAGCAGAGAAGAUAGGGAGGUCGAGGCAUUCGCCAUGGCCAAUUGCUUGAUGCUCCUCUCUAACAUGGCCAAAACUACUUCCUCUCCUCCGUCGUUGGACCGAGUUUUCACUUGCAAAACGUGUAACAAGCAGUUUUCAUCGUUCCAGGCGCUCGGGGGCCACCGGGCUAGCCACAAAAGGACUAGGCUGGUGGCUGCAGAUGGCCUUCAUGAUCAGAAUCACUCACCUGCUAAGCCAAAGACGCAUGAAUGCUCCAUCUGUGGCCUUGAGUUCCCUUUAGGCCAAGCUCUAGGAGGGCAUAUGAGACGACACCGUAAUGAUGGUACAGCCGAAGAAACACAGUCAGGUUCUCAGAAAUCCAAUAGCCGUAGCGAUAGUCAUAGAGCUUUGCUGUUAGAUUUGAACUUAACCCCUCGUGAGAAUGAAUUCAAGUUUGGUAGGUUGGAUACUUUUAUGUAAAAUUUCCUAACUGUUUCUAGUCAUCGGAGUAGUUCUUUCCCCUUUUUAAUUUUGGAUACAGCUCUUGUUCAUUCAUUCUCGACACAUGUAUAUACAUACAGAGACAUAUAGAGAGCUACAUAUUUAUUCUUGUGU